AUGGCCACUCCUCCUAUUCCCUUCAACCGCCUCAAGCAGAUUGCUACCGAUGCCUGCAACAGCGCCAUCGGCAGCGCCGAGUUCUACGAUCAUGCAAAGACUGAGCAAUGGAACUCGACCAUCAUCAGCUCCGUGCUGAAGGCCGUCAUUUCCGAGUCGACUCCCCAGGGCGCCUCCGCUCCCUCCUUCAAGUUCGCCUGCAACAGCACUAUCGUUCAGCACCUCGUCCCCACAUCCGCCCUUAACAAGCCCCGUGGAGGCACCGAGACCCAGGCUGAGGAGCCUCACAUUUCCACCAGCUCCGAGGCCACUGCCACCGAUGGCAAGCCCCACGUCGGUCGACGAGGAAUGCACAGCGCGACCGGCGCGUACUGGGAUGAGAAGAAGGACGGCAUGUGGACCUUCAAGUACGAUGGCGGCGAGGGCAAGGGCCUGGACGUUGUUGUCAUGCUCAUCUGGAUCGCCAUCUGA
Messenger RNA from Fusarium keratoplasticum, 471 nucleotides. RefSeq lists its product as uncharacterized. The transcript has 4 exons. Gene Ontology annotation, cellular component: cytoplasmic dynein complex; cytoplasm. The coding region runs from base 1 to 471 and encodes 156 amino acids. Gene Ontology annotation, biological process: microtubule-based movement. Gene Ontology annotation, molecular function: dynein intermediate chain binding. Lineage: Eukaryota; Fungi; Ascomycota; Sordariomycetes; Hypocreales; Nectriaceae. The record is from RefSeq and is a predicted model, not a curated record.